GAAUCACGGUCUUAUAAGACCGUGGUGCACAGAAUAAUGUUAGGUAGUCAGACUUCACUCUUCUUUAAAAAAAAAAAAACUGAAAAAGACUGUUACAAAAUCUAUAAUUUCUAGAAGAUUUCUUUUUAUAACAUAGAAUAAUUGGUGAUAUCGUCUUUAGUUACCUUUAAUUUGUAGUCAUAGAUAGAGAAUGAUAAGAUACGAACUGUAUGAUAUAGCCUCCGCAGUCCGCUAUCUGAUUCACCACAGACUGAACAUAUUCGUAUAGUGUGAAGUCUGACUACUGCAAUAUUGCUUGCUGACGACUCACAAGAUCAUAAUAUUAAGUAUUCACGAAAGGCUUAAGUAAAAAAGUAGUAUAGUAUUAAUAAACAAUAACCGUGAUUGAUAUUAUAUUAAUCAGCAUUGUAUAUUUUUUAUUGAUAAGUAAUUUUAAUAGGUUCAAUGUAAUUUUUACAUUUUAGUUCAUACAUGCGAAUUAUUAUUUAUUAUGUAUAUUUUUAAUGACACCAGAUAAAAACAUUAAUUAGAUGUAGAAAAAAAAUAAUACUCGAGUCAAUCAUGAACACAAUUAUUACAACUUGAGGAAUUUAAUAAAUUAAGAAACUGAUUAAAACGAAUCAAAAUGCUUUCAAAAUACUAAAAAUAAUACACCACAAUACUAUCUGCUACAGACAAAUUGAUUGAAUUACUUACUCAAAGACAGAAAUAUUAACUAAAAUGAAUCGUCAAGCAUUCAAGUUGAUAACAUUUGAUGUAACUGGUACUUUAUUAAAAUAUCGAAGUUCUCCAGCUGUAGAAUACUCUAAUGUUUUAAAUAAAUAUGGCUUAGAAGUAAAAUUAUCAACUCUCGAAAAUUUGAUUAAUAAAAAUUGGACAUUUAUGACAAAAGCACAUCCAAAUUUUGGUCUUGAUACUGGACUUAAAUGGGAAAACUAUUGGAGAAUUUAUGCACAAAAUGUUUUUAGUAAAGCAUUUCAGAUAGAAAAUAUCACUGAUAAUGUACCUCUGAGGGAUAUAAUUGACGAUUUAAUGAUGACUUACAGUACUGGAGAAACAUUUAAAGUACAAAAUGGAGCAAUUGAGUUAUUGGAUUAUUUGAAAAAUGAAAAAAUUCCUUUGGGAGUUUUGACUAAUUAUGACCCAAGAAUUAAAUCUAUGAUAACAAAUCUUGGCCUCUCACAUUAUUUUAAAUUUAUUUUGUCGUCAUAUGAAGUGAGGUCAGAGAAGCCAGAUAUUAAAAUAUUUAGAAAAGCAGAAUCAUAUAUUGAAAAGGGUUUAAACCGUAAACUAUUUUUGCAUAUUGGUGACUCUUAUUUAUUGGACUUUAAAGGUGCAAAAAAUGCUGGAUGGUCUGCAUGUUUAGUUCAUAUAGAUAAAAAUAUAAUUAAACAGUACCCAUCUUUAAGUGAUAGUGUAUUUGAUGAUUUUACAGCUUUAAAAAUGUUUUUAAUGUCAUCCAAUUUAAAAAAAAUGUAUUCUGAACAAUAGAAUUAUCAUUUUGAACACUUGUAUCCUUUCAAAUAUAUUAGACCUUUUGUUUUAUAUUGGUUAAGCUUUUUUUAGUAAAAUUAACUAUAAAACACUUCAGUCUACUUAUUAAUAGCUAUUUAUUUGUAAUUGUAAAACAUUUCUUCUUUAAGCUAAAAAAGUAAAAAGAAUAAAUGUAUUAUAACUUUAAGUUAAUAUUGAACCUUUUUUAUUUUUAAAAAUUUUAAGAUAAUAAAAAAAUUAAGAGUAAGAAUUUUUUAUUUGUUAUUAAAGUUGUUUUACUUUGUGGUUA
This is a messenger RNA of Rhopalosiphum padi (bird cherry-oat aphid), 1783 nucleotides long. Its product is annotated as rhythmically expressed gene 2 protein-like. NCBI's taxonomy places the organism in Eukaryota, Metazoa, Arthropoda, Insecta, Hemiptera, Aphididae. The record is from RefSeq and is a predicted model, not a curated record. The transcript has 2 exons. The coding region runs from base 721 to 1491 and encodes 256 amino acids.